ACCACCAUAACCAUAAUAAUUUUGUGAACCAAUAAAAAAUAAAAAUGUUAUCAUCUUGCAAUUGCAAUUGCAAUACAAUCAUAUUCUCUUUCCCCAAUAACAAACUAUUAUUGAAGCAUACGCAACUGAAACUGAAACUGAAACAUAGACAAACCGUGUCGGUAGCAGCUUCCAUUCACCACGACAGCCUCAGAGUUCUUGAAUGGGACAAACUCUCCGAUUUGGUCUCUUCCUUUGCUACCACUUCCUUGGGUCGUCAUGCCCUCAAGGAUCAACUAUGGUCCCAGAAUCAAACUUACGAAGAAAGUCUUAAACUUCUCGAAGAAACCAAUGCCGCAGUUGAAAUGCACAAACAUGGCUCUUGCAGGUUGCACUUCGGACAUAUUGAUGCUAUGCUGGUGCAAACUGCAAUUCAAAGUGCACGGAGAACCAUACUGGUAACUGGCUAUGAGGCAAAUGCUGUUUUAUCUCUUCUUCAGAGUGCUGACACUUUGCAGGGUGAUUUAAAAGCUACAAUUAAGCAAGACAAAGAUUGGUAUAGUCGUUUCAUGCCUCUUACAGAAGUGAUAAUGGAUCUUGUCAUCAAUCGAUCUUUGGUUAAAGAGAUAGAGCAAGUUAUUGAUGAAGAUGGCUCUAUCAAGGACUCUGCGAGUUCAGAGCUUAGAAAGUCACGUCAACAAGUACAAGUGCUUGAGAGAAAGGUACAACAGUUAAUGGAAAGCUUAAUCAGAAGUGAAAGGAGUGAAACAUCAAUUCUUGAAGUGAAUAACAUUGAUGGCAGGUGGUGCAUAAGAACUGAUUCUGGACAGAAAACAAGUUUUAAGGGCCUAUUGUUGUCCAGUAGUUCAGGAGUUGGAAGUACUAUCGAGCCACUUUCUGCUGUUCCCUUAAAUGAUGAGUUGCAGCGAGCAAGAAGUUUGGUAGCAAAGGCUGAGGCCGAUGUGCUCUUGGCAUUAACCAGAAAGAUUCAGCUGGACGUUGAUGAUAUUGAAAAGAUACUAGACAGUUUGGUUCAACUAGAUGUGAUUAAUGCCCGUGCUACCUAUGGUCUUUCAUUUGGAGGAUCAAAUCCCAAUAUAUUUCUUCCUGAUAGGAAUAACUCUUCUACUGCUGAAUCCUUAACAAGGAAUGACACUUUGAAUGGACCGUUACCUGACAAUAGGGAAUGGAUAUUGUAUCUUCCCAAAGCUUAUCAUCCUUUAUUACUCCAGAGCCAUAGGGCAAAUUUAAAGAAGGUUAAAGAGGAUGUCAAUAUUGCAACUUCAGUUUCUGCACUGGACAAAGCCCAACCACAGCCAGUACCAGUUGACUUUUUGGUAUCUAAUAAAACUCGUGUUAUAGUUAUAACUGGCCCUAAUACUGGCGGUAAAACGAUAUGUUUGAAGACUGUAGGAUUGGCUGCUAUGAUGGCAAAAUCAGGUCUCUAUGUUCUUGCUUCUGAAUCUGUGCAAAUUCCUUGGUUUGAUUCUGUUUUUGCUGACAUUGGUGAUGAGCAGUCCUUAUCACAGUCGCUGUCUACAUUCUCUGGCCACUUGAAACAGAUCAGUAAUAUUAAAUUGCAAUCAACAAGGCAGUCACUGGUGCUACUAGAUGAGGUUGGAGCAGGAACAAACCCCCUUGAAGGAGCAGCACUAGGAAUGUCAUUAUUGGAAUCUCUUGCUCAUGGCGGUUGUUUAUUGACUAUAGCAACGACUCAUCACGGUGAACUGAAAACCCUGAAAUACAGUAAUGAGGCCUUUGAAAAUGCAUGUAUGGAGUUUGACGAAGUGAAUUUGAAGCCAACUUACAAGGUUCUAUGGGGCAUACCUGGGCGCUCAAAUGCUAUUAAUAUAGCCGAGAGGCUUGGACUGCCCUCUGUUGUUAUAGAUGCUGCUCGGAAGUUAUAUGGUUCUUCUAGCGCGGAGAUUGAUGAGGUAAUUACUGAUAUGGAGAAGUUAAAACAAGAUUACCAACGGCUAUUAACUGAAGCAGAUCAUUAUCUGAUGCAAUCCAGAGGACUUCACGGUAGUCUAUUGAAAACCAGAAGGAAGAUCGCUGAACAUAGUACAAGUCUAAGACUUAAAAAACUGAGAGAUGUAUCCGAGGCUGCAGCAAUGUCAAGAUCCAUUCUUCACAAGAAGGUCAGGGAACUGGAUGCAUCAGCUAAGAAAACCUCACAGCACGACAAAGCCAUUAAGAGCUCUCGUGUAUCAACAACAAACAACCUCCAUACUGCAGCAGAUAAUAAAGAACCUGCUAGUACAAAUAAAAGUCCAUCUGUUGUUAAAAAAUUUGACAAAUCAUCAACAGUUAGGUCUGCAGCCCCUAAGGUUGGUGAUGCAGUAUACGUCUCUUCCCUCGGGAAAAAAGUGACAGUUUUAAAAGUGGACUCACCAAAAGGAGAAAUAUUAGUUCAAGCUGGAAUCAUGAAGCUGAAGCUAAAAGUAACUGACAUUCAGAGAUUGUAGAAAUUAGCAAGUCAUGGACAUGACCAUAAAUGAAGCCUGACGAGAGGUAAACUAAAAUGCAUGAGAUUCUGACAUCAAACUUUAGCUUAGGGGGCCAAGAAUACUAAUACCAUCUCAACAUGAAAUUGAUUUCAAGUCUGUAGCAGAUUGUUCUCAAAGGGAAAAGGUUGAUGCCUACUUUUUUAUCACCAAUCUGCUAAUUCUUCCUUUAAGUCGAGCAGAUCACUCCUAUUGCCAUUCUUACUAUAAGCGACUGACCUUUUUCAUGCUGGCUUUGUAUGGGUUGCCAUUAGGGGUUCCCACACUUUGAAUUAUGCAUACCUUGCUACUUGUACCAGCUAAACCAUCUUCUGACGUAGACAUGCCUCCUACUCCGUAUUGAUUCCUUUUCCUCAGUCUCUUAAAUUGGGGAGCAUGGUUUUGUUAGGCUGGGAAAAUUUCUGACAUUAUUGCAACCAUUGCUUAAAUUUGGACACACUGUUGAUAAGUUUUAUGUCUCGCAUGACUUCUCUUCUUGCCAUUGUUGCACAUAUUGCGCUACUUGCUUCCUAUGCUUGCUCUCCACCUCACUUGUUAAUUCUCACUCAGAAUAGAUUUGUAACAAGUUAAAAGAUUAGUAAGCUUUAGCCUGAGCGAAGCAUUCAGAAUUGAUUGAAGAAAUUUAUGGGCAUCUGAUGGUGCUUGCUUCGUAGAAAGAACAAUUAAACAUAUUCAGAAACAUGGCUUUUAGCAUGGUUGGUCGUAGAAUAUCUCUUCACUCUCUUCAAGAAAACACUAUUGGCCUUCCAUCAACUGCUUAGGAUCUUUUGGCUGGACAUUUUGAGAGGUCAAAUAUAAAGUGUUGUGUCAUGUGUCUGUGAAUAUAUAUACAUUGUCAGAGUAAAGAUUUUUACCAUUGUCAAUCAGUCAUAUUCGUCUGAUCAUUAACAAUGUUUGAUUUUGAUCAUAACUAUUCUAAAUCUUUAUAUAUGAUUGAUUUAUUGUGAUUUGUUGACAA
This is a messenger RNA of Medicago truncatula (barrel medic), 3444 nucleotides long. RefSeq names its product endonuclease MutS2. Gene Ontology annotation, biological process: mismatch repair; negative regulation of DNA recombination. The transcript has 22 exons. Bases 45 to 2447 code for a protein of 800 amino acids. The record is from RefSeq and is a predicted model, not a curated record. NCBI's taxonomy places the organism in Eukaryota, Viridiplantae, Streptophyta, Magnoliopsida, Fabales, Fabaceae. Gene Ontology annotation, molecular function: ATP-dependent DNA damage sensor activity; ATP hydrolysis activity; mismatched DNA binding.